AUGUUCCCGUUGAUGCUUGGCGUUGAUGGAGGAAAUGACGGACCAAUGGGAGACGGAGAGGGUCCGACCUCCGCCUUGCAGCUCACCACCACCAUCUUGAGAUCACACUUCCAAGCACUCUUGGAUAUUUUGAGAGACGCAAAUUUAGCCUUUGUGAUGUCUCCAGUUCCUCCCGCAGAUGAAUCGGAUUCUUGGAAAUGGACACCAGACUCGAAACUCUGCUUCGUCACUACGGGCGCUACAGCACCCUUCACAGCACUCAUUGAAUCCGUCCUGAGCAUACCGACAAUAGAAACCUUACUUGCAGAUGGCUACACACAUCUCCUCGUCCAAUAUGGCUCUGCAAAAGACGUCUUCACUAAAUCCUCUCACGCCGCACAUGCCCAUCUCAAGCAAGCCGGGCACGAAGCCCGCCUAGUGAUCGAUGGCAUUGAUUUCAGCCCCGAAGGCCUGCAAAAUCAAUUCAAACUCGUGCAGCAAUCGAAAGGACUCGUCAUAUCUCAUGCUGGCUCCGGCUCCAUCCUCGAAGCCCUCCGCUACCAAAUCCCCCUAAUCGUCGUGCCCAACACCGCACUACUCGACAAUCACCAAGAAGAACUCGCCGUCGCUAUGGAGCGCUCGAAUUAUUUGAUACGCGGGGACGUUGGGGAUUUAACACCAGCGAUUCAAAAGUCGAACGACUUCCGAGUGAAGAUGGCGCAGUUUCCACCGGUUACGAGUGGGAAGCAUAGGGAGACUAAGAGCUUUGCUGCGAUUAUGGAUGAUACGGUGGGGUUUCUGGAUUGA
Parastagonospora nodorum SN15 is the source of this 786-nucleotide messenger RNA. RefSeq lists its product as hypothetical. Lineage: Eukaryota; Fungi; Ascomycota; Dothideomycetes; Pleosporales; Phaeosphaeriaceae. The transcript has 3 exons. Gene Ontology annotation, biological process: dolichol-linked oligosaccharide biosynthetic process. The record is from RefSeq and is a predicted model, not a curated record. Gene Ontology annotation, cellular component: UDP-N-acetylglucosamine transferase complex; extrinsic component of endoplasmic reticulum membrane. The coding region runs from base 1 to 786 and encodes 261 amino acids. Gene Ontology annotation, molecular function: hexosyltransferase activity.